AUGAGUAAUUGCUCGGAGCACACGGAUUAUUACGUCGAUCGCGACAGGAUUUUGCCAGAAAAUUAUGGCAAAAGCGGAGAACCACCGAUUUACCAUGAUAUUAUAGCAGAGAGUAAACAUAAAUAUAAACUUCAGGUUCUCCAGGUAUGCAUAGGGCUAUUGAUAUUUUAUCAAUCUUACUAUAUGCACUAUGGAUCCCUCAACCUUUACAAUCUCUCAGUAACUACACCUUGGGAAGUCUUCUGGCCGUUGGUAUUGUAUUCCGUGGGCUAUGUCGGGUCCAUCCUGUUGGCCGGCAGGUGGGCGUCCCAUCACAGCCCCCAGCGGCUUCUCAGCCACGGCCUGAUCUUGAACGGUGUGCUGCACUGCGUCUACGCGAUAAUGAUCCACCUAUGGCCGUACCACCCGUACAAUUACCCGGCGGUUACGUAUCUGCUGUACAAACCCUGGCACGUGCUGCACGGCGUGGUCAAUUCGUUCUUCCUACCCAGCGCCUACACCAUCUUGGCGCGCAACGUGCCCGCACGCUAUCGAGCCACCGUGGGCUCCUUGGUGCUGUCGAUGAAGUGGUUUAUUUUGCCCUUUUCGUGGCUGAUCUCGUGCGUCUUAUACAACACAGCCUUCAUGGUCUUUGCCUUUAUAACCGUGACUCUGGGUUCAAUUUACAUCUGGAUCACCCGCAACAAAAACGACUCCUACGAAUUCGUCGACCAGAAGAGCCCGAAUUACAGACCGCUGGUACCGUGGUCAGAGAUGUUUAGGUCGCUACCCGUGUGGACUCUCAUCGUCACCCAUGCAGUCUACUUCGCCACGCAAUUCUACUCGCCACUCGGUCAGACCAUGACCGUCAAUUUUUACCAUCUAACCACGUACGAAGAGCUGAGACUCCUGCAGUUUGAGCGAAUCGUUUCCGAGCUUCCGCGCUUCUUCGUGGGGAUCGCGUGCACUAUGCUCUCGGGCUGCCUCUCGGACUGGCUGGUGGCGAAAGGCCGCUUGACCAGAGACAGAUCCCGCAAGGUCUUUCAGUUUUUGGGCGGAGCGGUGCCGAUGGGCGGCCUCAUACUCCUCAGAGUCCUCUACGUCUCCUCCUUUCAUACCUACUAUCAACAAGAUGUCUUUAAUGUGGUGAAAUUGGGCGUGCUGGUGUUUGGGGGGCUGGCUUGCGUCCAGUCCAGUGGCUUCUUGAUCAAUCACAUGGACCUGAGUCCGUACUACGCCGGUUUGCUCGUUGCCAUUUCCGAAGUCGCGAAUCAAGUGGUCAUGUGUUUGCUCAUCUGGAUCUUCGGCUUCUACUCAUCCGAUGCCCUGACCAUAAUUCAGAUGAUCGCGGUUCCCAUUUUCUGCAUAUUCGCCAGUUUCUUCUUCUUGAUUUGCGCUAGAACAGAUAUUCAGAAUUGGAGCCCGAUCCCGUUGUCGUUGUUCCAAAGCCGUCAACCGACCUACGUUGGACCCCUGCAAAAUCCAUUUCAUCCGAGCGAUCUCUAA
This is a messenger RNA of Trichogramma pretiosum, 1485 nucleotides long. Its product is annotated as probable anion transporter 5. Gene Ontology annotation, biological process: monoatomic anion transport; transmembrane transport. The record is from RefSeq and is a predicted model, not a curated record. Gene Ontology annotation, molecular function: transmembrane transporter activity. The transcript is spliced from 5 exons. NCBI's taxonomy places the organism in Eukaryota, Metazoa, Arthropoda, Insecta, Hymenoptera, Trichogrammatidae. Bases 1 to 1485 code for a protein of 494 amino acids.